Molecule: messenger RNA, 469 nt
Organism: Ochlerotatus camptorhynchus
Lineage: Eukaryota; Metazoa; Arthropoda; Insecta; Diptera; Culicidae
Gene: RpL29
Product: ribosomal protein L29
Exons: 4
Coding region: 62-292 (76 amino acids)
Biological process (GO): cytoplasmic translation
Cellular component (GO): ribosome; cytosolic large ribosomal subunit
Molecular function (GO): structural constituent of ribosome
Source: RefSeq, a predicted model, not a curated record
CCGGUUUUCAACUUGUGGCAAUAAAGUUUUGUGUCCGCCGAAGCAGUAAACUCAAUACACAAUGGCCAAGUCCAAGAAUCACACCAAUCACAACCAGAACCAAAAGGCUCACAAGAACGGCAUCACCAAGCCGAAACGCCAGCGCACCGAAUCGACCCGUGGGAUGUGCCAGAAAUUCCUGCACAACCUGCGAUUCUCCAAGAAGGGCAAUCUGUCCCGUGAGGAAUCGGUUAAGCGCGCUGAAGAACGCAGGGCAAAGUUCGUCGGACAGCUACCUCCGGUCAAGCUGUAAGCUAUUCCAUCAUCUCCAUCUCUUCUUGCUGAUGUACAUUUGAUCCGUGAUCAAGAAUGCUACCCGAAACGUACCGUUUUCGUUGUUGAGACCGUACCUCGAUAUUCGAAACUGUAUGGUUGAAGUGUAUAAGUGAAGUGAAGUUCAAUGCGGAAUAAAAUUUCUAUUGGAAAUUAA